GUUUGCCACUAACGUCGACCUGCGAAUGCGUUUUCAAUUUCGUCGGUUCUUUGUUGCAGGAAGGGUUUGAUAACGGGGAUGCAUAUGUCAUUUUGCAAGAAUGAACCUUUAUUUUGAAGCUUCGAAAACUCUUGACGGUCUAGAUGCAAGAAUAGGGUCGAUCAAAGGAGUUCUUGCUACGUUGCCUGAGAAGGACCGCAAGAGGAUCUCCGCCUUGGUUAUUGAGACACUGAAAUACAAAGCUGUACUAACGCAAGUGAUAAAUGAGACGAAUCUUUUAAAGGACGAAAGAAAGAAGAUAACCUCUAUGAAUCUCGCUCUGGUUCUUGUUCAUGACAUUUUACUUGCGGGUGGUAUUCAGGCUGGCGACGGCCCCAUCAAGCAAGCUAUUCUACGCCACAAGACACGUCUAAAUGGCGAAUUCCAAAGAAUAAAAAUCAAGCGUGGCGCAAGAUCGAACCUUGAAUUAGCCCACAAUGGGGACGACCGAGCAGCGCAAAUACCACGUUACGUGAGGGUCAAUACCCUGAUUUGGACGUCGGAUCACGCCAUGGACGCGUUCAUCUCCAAUGGCUAUAACCUCAUGGAUCCUUUUACAUCCAGUCGGGGCUUUGCUAAGGAUGAGCAUAUCCCGAAUCUUCUCCUGUUUUCACCCCAAACCACAUUCCAUGACGACCCUGUUUACAAGUCUGGGAAGAUCAUUCUCCAAGACAAGGCAUCCUGUUUUCCGGCCGUUGUUCUCUCUCCACCCUCAAGAGAAGACGUCUAUGUAAUCGAUGCAACGGCCGCGCCGGGCAACAAGACUUCUCAUCUCAGCGCGAUCAUGGGCAACAAAGGGAAGCUGUUUGCGUUCGAACGGGACCGAAAACGAUUCAAAACGCUCCAAAUGAUGUUAUCCAAAGCGGGUUGUCAGAAUGUCGAGGCUCUGAACCUCGACUUUCUUACAGUGGAUCCUCAAGAUGCAGCAUAUCGCAAGGUCACGCACAUUCUUCUAGAUCCCUCAUGUAGCGGCUCUGGUAUAGUUAACCGCCUUGAUCACCUCUUAGAGACAGAGGAGGAAAGCAAGUCCGAGAAAGACGAACGUCUGACAAAACUGGCCGCUUUUCAACUCGUGAUGAUUAAGCACGCAAUGAAAUUUCCCGCAGUCAAGAGAAUUGUCUACUCGACCUGUAGUGUCCACGCGAUGGAGAAUGAGCACGUUGUUCGUGAUGCUUUAAAAUCGGAAGAGGCUGAAAGCAGCGGAUUUAAAUUAGAGUCUCUAGAAAAUGUUCUUCCGCAGUGGAAGCGCAGAGGCCUUCCGGAUGAGAUGGACAAUCCUGGCGACGCUGCUUCAUUGAUACGCUGCAGCCCUGGUGGUGAUGCUACAAACGGGUUCUUUGUCUCUUGUUUUGUUCGGCGUGACAGGAACACUACCAACGACCAGAAACGAAGAUCAGACGAAGAGCUCAGUGCUGUACCACGGAAGAAAAAGAAGAAAAAGAAUCAUAAUAGCUAACACAUUUGUACCUCUGAAUCGAUCGCACGCAUUUUGUAAAGGACAUAU
Guyanagaster necrorhizus is the source of this 1543-nucleotide messenger RNA. RefSeq names its product S-adenosyl-L-methionine-dependent methyltransferase. NCBI's taxonomy places the organism in Eukaryota, Fungi, Basidiomycota, Agaricomycetes, Agaricales, Physalacriaceae. Gene Ontology annotation, molecular function: RNA methyltransferase activity. The coding region runs from base 101 to 1495 and encodes 464 amino acids. Gene Ontology annotation, biological process: rRNA base methylation. The record is from RefSeq and is a predicted model, not a curated record. The transcript has 11 exons. Gene Ontology annotation, cellular component: nucleolus.